This is a messenger RNA of Bipolaris victoriae FI3, 1221 nucleotides long. RefSeq lists its product as hypothetical. Bases 1 to 1221 code for a protein of 406 amino acids. Lineage: Eukaryota; Fungi; Ascomycota; Dothideomycetes; Pleosporales; Pleosporaceae. The record is from RefSeq and is a predicted model, not a curated record. The transcript has a single exon.
AUGCCGAUGAUGCUCACCCCAGAAUACAUGCCCGCCAUCCUGGACAAAAAACAAACGCUUCCCGGCUCCUUUUACGGUCACCCAAUACGGACAGCUAGUAAAUGUGGCCAUGCAAUUCACCCUUCGAGUUCGACACAUGUGCCAUGGUGCCCUCGAUGCGCUCUCUCCCGGGCCCGUGCAAGGUCCGACGCCGCGUUGAAGAAGCUGGCCAGCCAAGGGGGCUUGAAACCCCCCGAGCCCAUGCGCAACCAGCGGUGGAACAAGGCCAGAAAGGGGUAUUUCAUUGCAAAGCAGCGCUUCGAGAAAACGAGGAGAGACGAUCAACUCCGCUGGGAGCGGGAACAAUUGUGGGACGACGCACACAGACGAUCAGACCCGCGGUCAGCCCAGGCAGCAGUCCUAUCCCAGAGCCCCUCGCUCUGCACCAUCUGUGACUCUAUGUCAGCCUCGUAUCCAACCAGUGUACCCGAGGCGCAGGCUGCAGCGUACAAUGUGGCUUGGUGGGAAAAGGCCGUCGCUGCCCCUAUCACGUCACGGCCCCUCGACUCCAGCACACCGCCACGGCCUCCGCCUCGGCCAGCAUGCACCACCACUCAGCACUGGCGGCCGCCAGCAAAACCACAACAAGGCAACCCCGAAUUGCUCCAAAUCAUCAACAACCACCGCCACUAUAUGCAGCAGCAAAACGCCCUCCGCGAGGCCUGGAACGCCCGAAACAAGACAGAAGCAGCGGUGCGCCUCAAGCACGGCCUGAGCCCCGACUUUGAAAUUGCCGCCACCUUCUGGGACUUGCCUAUGCCCGGCUUCUUUAGCUGGCGCAACUACCGCAGCAUCCAGGAACAGGGUCGCAUGGCGGAGCGCCGAGCACGUGGAAACACGACGCGGCCUCGUCCUCCGCGCAGCUCUCUAUCCUACUCGGAGUCGUCGGAGCAAGUGCAGGUCGAGCCGGAAUUCAUCGAGACGCUGAAACAGCGUGAGGAGCGCGAGGAACUGGAGCGCCAGACGGCAAAAGUCGCGGGCCAGGUCGGCUACUUGUACUUUGUUGGUGGUGGUGGUAGCGUCAAUGGUUUGGAAAUAUGGCAUGAUGACGUCGAGCGCAGCGACAAGAACCUCGUUGUCCGCAUGCGGCGAUCCCCGUCUGAUACAUCUGGUAGUGAAGACUCGCAGGACAUAGACGACGAUGACGAUGAUCCCGAUUGGAUGGACAUCGAUGUCCCAUAG